Messenger RNA from Trachymyrmex cornetzi, 3535 nucleotides. Its product is annotated as histone acetyltransferase KAT2A. Gene Ontology annotation, cellular component: ATAC complex; nucleus. Bases 132 to 3488 code for a protein of 1118 amino acids. Gene Ontology annotation, molecular function: histone H3 acetyltransferase activity; protein binding. The record is from RefSeq and is a predicted model, not a curated record. Gene Ontology annotation, biological process: positive regulation of transcription by RNA polymerase II; chromatin remodeling. The transcript is spliced from 9 exons. NCBI's taxonomy places the organism in Eukaryota, Metazoa, Arthropoda, Insecta, Hymenoptera, Formicidae.
AAUAACACAAGAAAUUGUAGAGAAUGCUAGUUUAUAACGGCGUCAAAGUUCUGCGGAUAUCGUAAUUGUUUAUUUAAAUCACAAUAUCAUUAUUGAAUAAAGGAAUUUUUUGGUGCGUGUAUAAGUUCAUAAUGGCAUCCGAAGACAUCAAUUCUCAUGCAACCGCUUCCUCGGAAGAGACUGGACAAUCUGCCAGCAGUAAUCUGCAACAAGAAAGUAAUACCAAGGAUGCAAAUUCAGCUAAGCCACAGGCUCAAGUAAAUCGCACAAGUAAUCUCCAAAGGAUACAUCAACGCAAGCAGCAAACAUACAACUGGCCGCAAGAAAAGAAACUGUUGAAACUUGCGAAUUAUAGUGCUUGUCAAGCAGAGGAAUGUAAAUGUACAGGCUGGAAAAACGCUCAACCAAUUAUAAAAUCAUCAAAAGGCGAGAUACAACAGCCUGUUAUAAAUUUUUUCGAUCCAUGCAAGAUGUGUACUCAUCCUUUAGAAAAUCAUAUCAAACAUUUACCAGUUCAGUCUGAUGAGGAAAUCAAUCGAUUAUUGGGAAUGGCUAUCGAUGCUGACAAUAUUUUUGCAUGUACGCACAGGGAAGUAGAUCCUGAUACUAAGAAAGUAUAUAUUUAUUUGUACAAAUUAUUGAGAAAUUGUAUCUUGUCUAUGACAAAGCCAAUCGUGGAAGGUCCGUUAGGGCAACCACCCUUUGAAAGACCUAAUAUAGCGAAAGCAGUAAUGAACUUUGUUUUGUAUAAAUUUAGUCAUUUGCCGUCGAGAGAAUGGCAGAUUAUGUACGACAUGGCAAAGAUGCUUUUACACUGCCUGAAUUUUUGGAAUUUUGAAGCACCUAGUGCCAGACGGUUAACAAUUAAUACAGAUGAGGCUCCUGCUUAUAAAAUUAAUUAUACCCGCUGGCUUGUUUUUUGUCAUGUGCCUGCAUUUUGUGACUCCUUACCACAUUAUGACACUCCUUUAGUUUUUGGGAAAACCUUAUUACAAGCUGUAUUUAGAUCAGUUUGCAGACAAUUAAUGGAUAAGUGUAAUAAUGAAAGAGAUAAAAUUGCACCGGAAAAAAGAGUUUUAGUUUUAACACAUUUUCCCAAGUUUUUGUCAUCGUUAGAAGUAGAAAUUUAUUCUGAUAAUUCUCCCAUUUGGGAUCCUGAAUUUAAACAAAUUCCACCUUCUCACCUUCAAACUGCCCUGGAAUCAAAAGCUCAUCAAGCGAGAAAAACGGGAGAAUUUGAAAAAGUUACUGUCACUCCAAAUGAGAAAGACAAUUUUACAACAAUAAAUAUUAGUCCUGGAAUUAAAAAAAUCCAGGAGAAACGUCCUAAUGCUGAGGGACGCCUUGAGGCAAAGAGGCGAAAAAAUGAAGAAACUUUUGAGGACCUGCCAGAUGAGACCAUUGCUGAAAUUGUUGCAUCUAUUAAUGACACUAAUUAUAUGUCUGGUUCUGAUGCAGUAUUUCCACCAAACGUGCCACGGGACGAAACUGCUAAGAUGGAAGAAAGUAAAAAGAUAAUAGAAUUUCAUGUAGUCGGAAAUAGCCUGACACGGCCAGUGUCUAAGCAAACUAUGCUUUGGCUAAUAGGGCUACAAGAUGUAUUUAGUCAUCAAUUACCAAGAACGCCCAAAGAAUAUAUUACUCAACUUGUUUUUGAUCCAAAGCAUAAAACGCUAGCCUUGAUAAAGGACGGUCGUCCAAUUGGUGGGAUUUGUUUUUGUAUGUUCCCAACUCAAGGAUUUACAGAAAUAGUGUUUUGCGCUGUUACGAGCCAUGAGCAAGUAAAAGGCUACGGAACGCACUUAAUGAAUAUGUUGAAAGAUUAUCACAUUAAGAACAACAUACUGCAUUUUCUUACAUUCGCGGAUGACUUUGCUAUUGGAUACUUUAAGAAACAGGGAUUUAGCAAAGAUAUCAAACUGCCGAAGUCGGUGCACCAGGGGUACAUUAAAUAUUACGUGGGAGCGACAUUAAUGCAUUGCGAGCUAAAUCCAAAAAUUGUAUAUACUGAAUUUACGGCAGUUAUUAGGAAACAGAAGGAAAUAGUGAAAAAGCUGAUUCACCAGAGACACCAAGAAAUACAGAAAGUGCAUCCCGGCUUAACAUGUUUUAAGGAAGGUUUAAGGGGAAUCCCCAUCGAGUGUAUUCCAGGAAUUCAUGAAACCGGAUGGAAAAGUUGCGCUCAAACCAGAACGAGAGGUGUGACGAAAGGAAUGCAAGGUCCAGAAUCAAUGGAGACGAAUUUAGAGGUUCCAGAUUCUCUGUGUAAUACAUUAAAUGGUGUUCUGAACAGUGUGAAAAAACACAGCACAGCGUGGCCUUUUUUGAAACCUGUAGUUAAAAAUGAUGUACCAGAUUACUACGACCACAUAAAAUAUCCUAUGGCCGCAUUGGUAAUUGACAACGGAUCUGGAAUGUGUAAAGCCGGAUUUGCCGGAGAUGACGCUCCUCGAGCUGUGUUUCCUUCUAUUGUUGGAAGACCCCGAUAUCAGGGAAUUAUGGUCGGCAUGGGACAAAAGGACAGUUACGUAGGUGACGAGGCGCAGAGUAAACGGGGAGUUCUCACUGUUAAAUAUCCUAUAGAGCAUGGUGUUGUCACUAAUUGGGACGACAUGGAGAAGAUCUGGCAUCAUACAUUCUACAAUGAAUUAAGAGUCGCACCAGAGGAGCAUCCCGUUUUGUUGACGGAGGCUCCCCUAAACCCCAAAGCCAACCGCGAGAAAAUGACGCAGAUCAUGUUUGAGACCUUCAACACUCCAGCUAUGUAUGUUGCCAUUCAAGCUGUCCUGUCUUUAUAUGCGUCAGGACGUACGACUGGCAUAGUGCUAGACAGCGGUGAUGGAGUGUCUCAUACAGUACCGAUUUACGAAGGAUACGCUUUACCUCAUGCGAUUUUACGCUUGGAUCUAGCCGGCCGCGACUUAACAGAUUACCUGAUGAAAAUUUUGACCGAAAGAGGCUACACCUUUACAACUACCGCUGAACGUGAAAUCGUGCGUGACAUCAAGGAGAAGCUGUGUUACGUUGCCUUAGACUUUCAUUGUGAUAUAGAGACUGCAAACGACCUAGAAAAGAGCUACGAAUUACCGGAUGGCCAGGUCAUAACAAUCGGUAGCGAGCGCUUCCGUUGCCCGGAAGCAAUGUUUCGGCCAAGUAUCCUGGGUAUGGAAUCUUGCGGCAUACACGAGACGACGUAUAAUUCGAUCAUGAAAUGCGACGUCGACAUCCGUAAGGAUUUGUACGCCAAUUUGGUGCUUUCAGGCGGCACUACCAUGUAUCCGGGCAUCGCCGAUCGGAUGCAGAUAGAGAUAGCGAAGCUCGCGCCACCAACCAUGAAGAUCAAAGUAAUUGCGCCGCCUGAAAGGAAAUACUCUGUAUGGAUCGGCGGCUCGAUCCUCGCUAGUCUCAGUACGUUUCAGCAGAUGUGGAUUUCUAGGCAGGAGUACGACGAGCUAGGACCGUUUAUCGUGCACAGAAAGUGCUUUUGAGAUGCCAUCAUCCGAAACGCUUUUCAACCGAUCCUUAAUACGCAGGA